AUGGAAGCGCAAAUCACGGAUGACCCGUCUCUUGAAAAACGAUUCAAAGAUGUCAUUGUCAACAAGAACUACAAAGAGUUGGAGCUGUUGAGAUUGCACGGCACUGCCAGUGCCCGCAAUACCUUAAAGCCAUGGAUCAGAACGAUAUACGGCAGUAAGGUGGAGAUCGUCACUCCUACAUUAGUUGCGGGCGUGACCAUCAGUGCAAAGCCUCCUGCUACUACCAACGGGUUAGAGCCAUGGAUUUCUUUGAAUAAAGACGGGUCGCCAAAAACAAUCAAACCGAAAAUGAAGAACGGCGUGAUCAAGGACAAGUCCCCUGAUUAUGGCACGUAUUUCCAGACAGCCACUACGGUGAGGUACACGAAGGAAGAGUUGAAGGCACACAACAUGGCGGAAAAUGAAGUGUUCUACGAGGAGACAUUCAUUGAAGAAGACACGACAUACCGUCUGUUGAACCCGAUCAUGAGAUGUACCCCUGAUUCGUAUAAAAUGAAGGGCUUAGGUAAGGACAAGAGCCCGGAACCAUUCUGUUUCCCCCGGGACAACACUCGCCUCUACAAAGAUCAUACUUAUUUCGUGACAUGGUACUACAGAUUCUUUGACGACUCGGUGGACAACGUUAGGCUACACCUUUCUUAUGUGAAGGAGAGUGUCAGACAAAAGGGGACCAAAAGAGACUUGCUGGAAGAUGAGACAACUACCAAUGAAUUGAGCAAAAAGUCUACUAUCAUGGAGAAGGGGGGCACAUUGGGCGAGACCUCAUUCUUUGCCUCUGACUGGAUGUCUAAGGAGGAAGGGAUCUUCGCCUUGGAGGUCGAUCCCGAGUGGCUUCAAGGUGAGUACUACAAGAAGGUUUUGGUCUCACUCCAGCCGGACAACGUAGCCGAUGACGAAUUUGACCAUAUGGCCAACUUCAUUGUUAUUGAGAUUGCCCAGAAGCCCAAGGUUGCGAAGGGUCAUGCCGAGGACAUCAUUAAACAGGAGGAGAGGCAGAAAAUGAAAGCUUUGUAUGGAGAUAGCUACGAUGUUGAAGAGGGCAUCGAUUACGAAAAGUACAUGGUCAUCAUGACUAUGCCAACGUGCGUGUUACUUGCCGUGGUCUUCAUGUACCUAUUUGUGUGGUACAAUAGCCGAGACCACGACUUGUCGUUCCUCAAGAAAGUGAAGUUUGCUAAGAAGAAGCGCACCAAAUUGCCUAUUCAUUCCAAGAAAGAAGGCAAAUAUACCGAGCUUCCACAAUGGGACGGGCCCAAAUUAGAUUGA
Messenger RNA from Metschnikowia bicuspidata var. bicuspidata NRRL YB-4993, 1266 nucleotides. RefSeq lists its product as uncharacterized. The transcript has a single exon. The coding region runs from base 1 to 1266 and encodes 421 amino acids. The record is from RefSeq and is a predicted model, not a curated record. NCBI's taxonomy places the organism in Eukaryota, Fungi, Ascomycota, Pichiomycetes, Serinales, Metschnikowiaceae.